Messenger RNA from Symbiodinium necroappetens, 777 nucleotides. NCBI's taxonomy places the organism in Eukaryota, Dinophyceae, Suessiales, Symbiodiniaceae. The record is from the annotation of a GenBank genome assembly.
AUGGCUGGAACGCUUCGCAUCUGCACACCCGGUGGCCAAGAACUGGAGCUGCCAUUCUCCGAAUCCGACACAGUAGCAAAGGUAAAGGAUGACAUUAUAGGGAGAAUGCAUGAGCCCGUUGCGCACCUUAGGCUUUUGCAUGGUGUGGAGGAGCUGAAAAAUGAUUGGCUGUUGUCCGAACAUGGGAUUACGAACGGCACUGUCUUGACCCAAGUGAUCUCUGCUUUCCCUUCGGGCACGUUCAAGCUCUUUGGUGGAGGCCGUGCAAGGGGCGGUGGUCCUGCAGGCCGGAACACUUCGGCAGAGGUGGAAGCAGAGUUCCGCUCAGACGGAACCUUCCACAUCCACGUGCACGAGAGGGAGAUUACGUCCUUGGUUCAGGGUCCAGACUGGGAUCCCUACAAAUGGAAGGCUGCCUUCGACCAUGACUACGAGGGCAAGGCCAGCAUUGAGCAGCUUCCAGAGAUACUCCUCCUGGUGUCCCGGUGCACGCGCAAAGGCAUCUUUAAGGAGUCGGAGCCAGUGGAGUUGAUGGGAGAAAUAUGCCCCGAUGCAGAGGAUGUGAAAUUGAAGCUCCCCUUCGAGGCCGGAGCCUGCAAUGAAGGGCGGGCCGGCUUCCGGUGGGUUACAGUAUCACAGAAGCCCGAACCAAAAAAGGAAGAUCCCGUGGAUGACAGCUCUGGCCCAGACGAUUUCCCGCCACCGGCAGGCCCCAGAAAGGGUCCUUUCACAAGCCUGUUGUCAAGGGCCGCAGGGGUGUUCUCCAGACGCGGAUGA